AAUAUAAAUUAUUGUGAACAUAAAUGCAUGUUUUCUAAGUUGGAGUCACCUUAACUGCAUACACACGAGCAACGAACUUAACGAACUUAACGAACAAAACGGUAGUUGACACCACGUAAUGUAGUUCGCCCUGCUGCUAUAUUUGCAUGGCUCAGUCUCGCCAUGGUCUCGCCUCAAAUGUUUCUUUUGUAUUGCACGUGGAUCAUCGGUGCUGCCUCUUUUAGGGUGAAUGUUCCUGACAGGUAUCUGCUGGCAAUUCGGGGUCAUCCAGCUGUUCUGGGCUGUGAGUUCACCCCUGAUCCUGAUCUGUCCAACCUGGUGAUUACUUGGCAAAGAUCGGAGAACUCACAGGUUGUCCACAGUUUCUAUUAUCAGCAGGACCAAUUGGACCGCCAGAGUCCAGAAUACCAUAAUCGGACAUCAUUGUUUAUUUCAGAGCUUGGUAAAGGAAAUGCCUCCCUUAGAAUUAAUUCAGUUGGACCUAAGGAUGCCGGUCAGUACCUUUGCCAAGUGAGCAAUGCUAAAGGGACGGGAAAAGACCAGAUAGAGCUGGACUACGGGGCUCUUUACUCUGAGCCUAGGUUUUACAUUCAUGUGAACUCCACAACUGUGACAGUGCAGUUUGAGACGGAGGGAUUCCCCAAACCUGAGGUGAUCUGGCUGGGGGAACACGGCCAGAACCUCAGCUAUCGCCUGGAUCUCCAUGACCAGACAGAAGAUGGGCUUUAUUUAGUUAAGAGCAGCUAUGAGGCCCAGAAGCCAGCAGUUAAUGUCACAUUUACGCUAAAGAACCACCUCCUGAACCAGAACCUUCAGAGACCCGUGUGCCUCAGCUAUGUUUCAAAUGAGGCUGGAGGUAGAAGCUGGAAGAUGGCGGCAAUAAUUUCUCUGUCGAUAAUAAGCAUCAUUCUUUUUGCUGUUGUGAUGUUUUUACGAUAUAGAAAACCAAUAAAAUCGAACCCAUGAACCUCCAA
Messenger RNA from Ctenopharyngodon idella (grass carp), 974 nucleotides. RefSeq names its product CD276 antigen-like. The coding region runs from base 163 to 966 and encodes 267 amino acids. NCBI's taxonomy places the organism in Eukaryota, Metazoa, Chordata, Actinopteri, Cypriniformes, Xenocyprididae. The transcript is spliced from 4 exons. The record is from RefSeq and is a predicted model, not a curated record.